ACUUCAAUAAAAAAAGAUACACCUGUCAAAAUUUUGCAGCAGGGCACAUGCAAAGGCUGUUUACAAUUUUGCAACAUACUUGUGUUUGUCGUUGCCGUGUUAUUUUUUUAGCAUAAAGUUAUCCAAUUUCUGUGUGUCGUACGAUGUCUUCCGCCGGCGCGGUCGUCGCGUCCCGCGUGUGCUCGUGAUUCUUGGUUUUAGUGCGUGACAGGUGUGAAUUUUGCGUAACGGAGUCGCGAUGGGCGCAAAGGCAAGUACGGCUAACGGGGGGCAGAGUCCGCGUACGAGGACAUUCUCCACGAGCUCCAGCUCGGAGGUGGUGUCGGGCAGCGCCGGGUUCAGCCUCCUGAGAGCGAUACCAGGGAUACAAGUAUCAAACGACCGCCAGCGCGCCAGGUCACUGUCUUCCGUGCCGGACCUGCAUGCGUCUCACGAAGCGAUCGCGAUCCCACCGAACUCGCAGAGCUAUGAGGCGUCUGCUGCCGCCAGCCCCGACACAGACUCCAGCUCCAACGAGGAGGCGGGCCCCGUGGCGGGCACGUCGCUCGCGCUCGGCAGGGUGUACGCCGCGCACUCCCUGCCCUCACAUAUCUGGUCAAUAAACGGUAUAAAAUGUCCGGUGUGCAGCAAGUUUGUGUUGCCGGACGACAUCGAGUGCCAUCUCGUCAUGUGUCUCACCAGGCCAAGACUCUCUUAUAAUGAGGAUGUGCUGAGUGAUUCGAAGGGCGAGUGCGUGAUCUGCCUGGAGGAGCUGUCCGCCGGAGACACCAUCGCCCGCCUGCCCUGCCUUUGCAUCUACCACAAGGGAUGUAUAGACCAAUGGUUCGAAGUGAACAGAUCGUGCCCCGAGCACCCCGGAGACUAGUGCCGCGGCCCGGCGCCGCCCGUGCCAUGUGCGAGUGAUAUUUUAUACUGAACUGACUGUGCCCGCGGGCCUUGUAAAUAUAAACUUAUGCUAGUGAGAUGUUUUACCGUUUAAUGAUUAAACAAAAAUAAGUAAAAAAACAAAGACAAUUAUAGUAAACGAAACGCUAUGGGAAAUUCUCGGUGGAGUAUUAAUAAUACUUAUAAUUAUAAAUUUUACAACGUUACUCUUUAGUUGGAACGCGAAAAUGAUAGUUUGUUUUUAUUUGAUAUGUAUAAUGUAAAUUAUGAUAUACUUAUAAUAUGUAUAGUGAACGUUUGUUUUGUUUUGCAGUAAGGUAUAUAAAGCAAGGGUUAUGUUAGUGCUGGACUGUGAUUGUCGCGGUUUACAUAUCUGUUUCUUAAGCUUAUAUAUUAUAAUAUAUGAUUUGAUCUUUUUCAUCUUGAUAAUAAAGUUGAUUUGUUUCUAAA
Molecule: messenger RNA, 1335 nt
Organism: Helicoverpa zea (corn earworm)
Lineage: Eukaryota; Metazoa; Arthropoda; Insecta; Lepidoptera; Noctuidae
Product: E3 ubiquitin-protein ligase ZNRF1
Exons: 4
Coding region: 239-865 (208 amino acids)
Source: RefSeq, a predicted model, not a curated record